Trematosphaeria pertusa is the source of this 1230-nucleotide messenger RNA. RefSeq lists its product as uncharacterized. The coding region runs from base 261 to 1157 and encodes 298 amino acids. The record is from RefSeq and is a predicted model, not a curated record. The transcript has 3 exons. Lineage: Eukaryota; Fungi; Ascomycota; Dothideomycetes; Pleosporales; Trematosphaeriaceae.
CGAGCCUUCAAUGAGGGUGAUAGCCUCUCCCUUCCUGGAGCCUCCUCUUCCCGCGAAAAAUCAUGACGCUUCAAGCUCGAAAGAUGUAGCACAUGAGCAUGUGCCUAGUCCGCAACCAAUGAUUUACCUCUUAUCCGCCAGUUCCGAGUAGUUCGCCGGAAUCCCGACGCUGCUGCCAUGGAGCCUGCUGUUCUGCGUCCGAUCUGGAUAGACAGAGAAGCGGCGGAUUUGAACCCAACUGUGCCCACACUUCGGAACCAAUGUGGGAGUUAUCCCGACCUGCCCCGGGAGAGCCUGAGUUCUAUGGUUAUCCGACGCCCAAGGCGGUUACGCCGCCGCCUCCUCCCCCUCCUCCACCUCCUAUGAUACCUCCCCCGGACCUCUUUGCUCCCCGUCUCGAUAAUUCAGUGAACCAAAGUGAGGAAGUCUCGAGUCCUGCGGACUUUAUCCAGACCCACUACGCAGGCGAAUCUCUUAUAGACACCGCACGAGUGGUCAGAAUCGCACCAUUCAGACGUAAUGUCUUCAUUACGCUCCACAGUGCCCAGGUUGCAGACUUUGAAGAGUUCAGGUGGAUCGUCCAACAUGGGGACACUGAGGUGUGGUAUGAGAAGCCUAGAAGAUCGUUUCUGAGACAGAUGGCCACACUCGAGUCUUCCGGAUGCGAGCCUGAACCACUGCCUGCUCUCGAGAACGCUCGACCCGUCAGCCUGGAGACCCCCAGAGUAUGGGCUUCUGCUGCCCUAACGACGCCUAUCGAUGACGACAUCUAUGACUGCUCCGCGGGACAUGCCAACGAGGAGGACUUCUCGGGCGCGUGCCCUCAGUGUACCGAUGAGAAGUCCGAAGCACUAGACGCUACUCCGCUAGUGUACUACGUUGUCUUGUCUACGUGUCAAGCUAGCGACCCCUUUAUUCACGGCGCACAUUUCAACGGAAGACAGAUCUACAAGCUUGUCAAGUGCGGCAGUCGAGAGGCUGCAGCUGCAGAAGCUUUCUAUUCUUCCGGCAUCAAUGGGUGGAGCGUGGCGUUCUCAUGCGCUAUGAGAGGUGGUGAGACGUUUGAGGAGAGACCGGGAAAGGCCAAGAGGGUGGAAGAUCUGUGGAUGCUUGCCGAUGAUGAAGAGGAGGAGGACGUUGUCAGGGUGUUCUACUGAGGCACCAGAACGAAGCGUCAUUAUGGGCGAGGGCUUUAGCUUCAAGCGUGCGUUCAGAACGACCUCAAAUUGC